Molecule: messenger RNA, 4198 nt
Organism: Haliaeetus leucocephalus (bald eagle)
Lineage: Eukaryota; Metazoa; Chordata; Aves; Accipitriformes; Accipitridae
Gene: TDG
Product: thymine-DNA glycosylase
Exons: 9
Coding region: 967-2115 (382 amino acids)
Biological process (GO): base-excision repair, AP site formation
Cellular component (GO): nucleus
Molecular function (GO): mismatch base pair DNA N-glycosylase activity
Source: RefSeq, a predicted model, not a curated record
CCAAAUUUAUAUAUAUCUAAAAAUUACUUGGUAUUUUUAUGAAUAUCUUUGAGAUGAUAAAAUUAUUUCCUGAAAAUUUACUGUUCACGAAAUCUUUUCUAUGUACUUGUAUGGCAGUAGUAUCUAUGGACAAGAACGUGGCUGUGUAGGUAGAAGGGAAUGACACUAUGAAGCAGAAAUUUGUGUUGGAGUGUGAGGGCUGUAUGUGACUAAUAAAUGUGUGGAGCAAAAGAGCUGUAUAUGGCAGAAUGUCUUUGUGCAAGGAAGGAGACUGAAUCUGCGUGUGUGUGUCAACGCUUCCAUGUAGAAUAAGUGCAGUACUUGUGUUGGGAUCCAGUGUGAGGUAACUGGACAACAUCUGCCACACAGUUUGUUAAAGCUGUUUAGUAAUGUGUGUAGUAACUAAUGCUGUAUGUAUUCAUAAUGCUUUGUAGUCAAGAAUGAUUCAUCCUUUCUGUGUCAUAUCAGAUAAAGUAACUAAUGUAACAUUAAGAAAAUCUGAAACUUGGGAGACUUGAAGUCCAAAGAGUUUUAACUUACUUGCGUUGUAUGUAAAUUGUCGGUACGUUUGAUAGACAGUUUGCCUUGGUAAUGUGUGCUACAGAGUGUUUUUUCAGAAAAGAAGGGGCAAGCUGUACGCUUCACUUACAGAUGUUGUGUUUCUUCCACAUUACAGGGAUUGCGAGAGAACUGUACUGUUAAUAUUGGGUUUAGUAUCACCUGAUGCCAGCUAAGCAGUCAGACUGCUUAGUGGAUUGGGAUAAUUUACUGCUUUGUUGAUAGAGUCGUUGGAGAAUGUAAGCGCAGUACAUGUUAGCCUUGAUAAAGAUUGAUGUUCACAGUCUAUUUUGUACAUCACUAAAUUUCUAAACUGUUGAUAAACAACGUCUCUUUUUUUCUCCCUUUCUAAGAUACUACGCGUAUCUUCAGCAAGCUCAAGCAUUUUACACGUUCCCAUUCCAUCAGAUGAUGACUGCAGCGCCUAACAUGGAAAUCAUGACUGAGCAGCCGACUCUAGAGGGCAUUCCAGAGCCAAACAUUGCUCAGGAGCCUCCAAAAGAAGUUAAAAAAGGAGGAAGGAAAAGAAAAGCCAAAGCAACUGAGCCAAAGCAACCCAAAAAGCCUGCUGCUAAAAAAGAAAAAUCAGCCAAGUCAAAAGGCAAACAAGAAAAGAUCACAGAUACUUUUAAAGUCAAAAGAAAAGUGGACCGUUUCAAUGGUGUAUCUGAAGCUGAACUUCUGACCAAGACUUUACCUGAUAUUUUGACCUUUGAUCUGGACAUUGUAAUAAUUGGCAUAAACCCUGGCUUGAUGGCAGCUUACAAAGGACAUCAUUACCCUGGACCUGGAAACCAUUUUUGGAAGUGUCUGUUCAUGUCUGGUCUAAGUAAUGAACAGCUGAACCAUAUGGAUGACCACACCUUGCCACAUAAAUAUGGGAUUGGAUUUACAAACAUGGUUGAAAGGACAACACCUGGAAGCAAAGACCUCUCCAGCAAAGAGUUUCGGGAAGGAGGUCGAAUUCUGAUGCAGAAGUUACAGAAGUAUAAACCUCGUAUAGCAGCUUUCAAUGGAAAAUGUAUUUAUGAAAUUUUUAGUAGAGAAGUUUUUGGAAUAAAAGUUAAGAACCUAGAAUUUGGACUGCAGCCACACAAAGUGCCAGAUACAGAAACUCUCUGCUACGUUAUGCCGUCAUCCAGUGCAAGAUGUGCUCAGUUUCCUCGUGCACAAGACAAAGUUCAUUAUUACAUAAAGCUGAAAGACUUAAGGGACCAACUGAAAGGCAUCGCACCAAACACAGAGGUGCAGGAGGUGCAGUACACAUUUGACUUGCAACUUGCACAAGAGGAUGCUAAAAAGAUGGCUGUCAAAGAAGAAAAGUACGAUCCAGGUUAUGAAGCAGCAUAUGGAGGAGCUUACUGUGAUCGUGCGCCAUACGAAAGUGAACAGUGCAGUUUCUCUUCAAAUGGAACCGCAGCAAGCAAUCCACAGUACUGUGAGGGGUCGUCCUUCGGUGAAGUUCCUAAUGGACAAUGGAUGACACAGUCCUUUGCAGACCAGAUUCCAGAGUUCAGUGCUGGUAUGACACGGGAAGAAGAGGGAAGCAGUGCGUAAGAGCUGUUUCUUCUCCGCUACGCAUACAUGCUGCAGUUUUAAUGCAGUGAUCAAGAUCGGUACCUCGGUUCUCCAACUGAAGCAUUUUAAUAGUAUUUUAUCUCCCUUAGUUAUUUUAUUAUAGUCCAAAGUAAGUGUGUGGUAGGCUCAAAUCAAUGAACUAGAUAAUUUUAAGGAACUGUCCAAACUUUUUAAAAAAAAGUUAGCCCUUUUUUGUAUAUGAGUUUUAUAUUUAAUGUAUACCAUUUCUUGCAGUUUUUGACAAAUUGCUUUCUCAUUUGCUGAGAUUUCUUUGGGGCGUUAAUUUUAUUCCAUAAAUCAUAAUGUAGUAGUAACAGCAGCAGUAUACUUUUUACUGAUGCAUCAAUAUUUGGAUAUCUCAUAAUCCUUUUAUAUCCAGAGGGGAAAAUGGGAAGUGUACCCUUAUCUUUCAUGAAGUGGUGUUUUUAAUCAUGCACAGUUAAGCAAAUUGUGCUUUUUAAGUCUCCCUUUUACUUUCUUUAAAAGCGCAGAGAGUUGUGUUCUGCAGCUGUGAGUACUGAGUAUUUUCUGGGUGGGAAGAGCGCGCUCUGUCUGUUUAGUGAUUGGACCGUAUUCAGGAUUAAAGGAGUGGAGACAUCACCUCAGGUCACAGCACUGGGGAGGAAAAUUUGUGUCGCACAGGACAGGGCCUAAAUAGUCUAGCUGAGCUGUCUUAGGGUAAGAUGUCCCUACCAAUCCAUCUCUUUCCCCCUUAAAUUCCAAUGUAAGGAACUGGAAUUCCUUUUAAAAAAAACAACCGACAAUGGUGGUUCUUGAAUUCUGUGGCAUUUCAACUCUCAGUCAUUUCUGUGUGAUUAGUCUCUUCACCUGACCUUUAGGAGGAGACAACCCCUUUGAACAGACUACAUUGCAGGGAAUUGAAAGACCAUAUUCCAAAAAAUCACAUACAGCUACAUUGUUUACAUCAGGUAGGAUCAGCACAGGGUGGAAGAGGUUUGCAGUUUAGCAGGUUUUAACAUUCAGUGGAAGAGGUUUGCGAUUUAGCAGUUUUUAACAUUCAGUUCUCUUCAAUCUGUAAGACCUUAGAGGGUGCUCUCCAUAUUCCUCUUACAAGUAAAAAAUACUAAGUUACAUGUAAGGGCAGUUGUUCCAUGAAUAGGAAGUCAGCUCUAGAAACUGCUGCUCUCUUCUGAGGAACUUGCUUAAACAAUACACAUUUUUGGCCAAUAUUAGUGACUGAGAAAGGUGAUUCCAUGCUUGUGCCUAACCAUCAUCUUUCCCUCUUUAUCAUGAGGAAGAGAUGAAGUAAAAGCAAUAAGCUGAUCAAAACAUUAAAGUUUUGAUGAUCUUAUGACAGUAGGUGCUUCAUAUACUUGAAAAAUAGAUACAAACAGUAUCUCCAGAAUCCACACUGGUCAGAGAUUCCUGUACUGGUGUGUUUUAUCCUUUCCUCACAGCCAGUGAUAGUUCUCAUGCAUUGAGUGUAACUAGUUAGUGUAGAUUCUAAUCCUGCUGUAACAGCUCUCGCCGAGAUCACACACUGUCAACCUGUUGUGAGGCAGGCAUGAUGUUUACAGUUUCUUCCCAAAUUAUGUGGCUUAAUUCUGAGCGUCUUAAAUCAAGAAAGUGUGCAUUAUGGUUCUGAUUGUGUUUAUUAGCUUCAGCAUAAAGCUGUUCAGUAUAUUGUCAAAAAGGUAUAGGACUUGUCUUGUCUGUUAUUUAAAGUGUACUGUAUCAUGUAUUGCUGUUUACAUGGACGUUUUCCUGCAGGUGCUCAAAGUAUCUUGCAUCAGGGAUUUGUUACAAUUCAAUUUUAUUUUUCAACAAAACUAGAAGCAUGUAAUUAGCACUGCUGAAUAUGUAGCACAGUAGGAUAUAACUACUGUAAGGCUAUCCUGUUUGAUGAGAAGGGCAAGGUCUCUUUAACAGAGUCACCUACUAGGUUAUCUAGGUAUAAAAUACAGUUAAGUGUACAAUGACCGUUUCACUAAAUAUUGCAAUCCUAUGUGUACUCCCUCAGAACUGGUGCUCUUUUCAUUACAGUAAUACAAAAGUUCUUAAUCUGUCUUAAAUCUAUCAAUGUUUCACAAUAAAAUCAGGA